Messenger RNA from Penicillium chermesinum, 699 nucleotides. RefSeq lists its product as uncharacterized. The record is from RefSeq and is a predicted model, not a curated record. Bases 1 to 699 code for a protein of 232 amino acids. Gene Ontology annotation, molecular function: methyltransferase activity. The transcript has a single exon. Lineage: Eukaryota; Fungi; Ascomycota; Eurotiomycetes; Eurotiales; Aspergillaceae.
AUGGCUACGCACACUGCCGCUUCGACGUCCAGUGACCCUCCGCUCAAAGUCAAACCUCCCCAAGCCGUUUACACUCCUUGGCGCUUGGCAGUCUACGACAUCUGGGUGUUAGGCAUUGUCAGCACUUGGGCCUGGGGCUGCCCGAUCAGCCAGUAUUUGAUUCCUUUAUUCCGGUCCAAUGUCGGCAAGAAUCAUCUCGAUAUCGGCGCUGGAACCGGUUACUACCUGCGCAAAGCGCACAUCCCUCCCUCCGCACAACUGACCAUCGUCGAUAACGAAGAGGCGGCCCUGAGCGUAGCAAUCGCCCGCUCGAACCGGCCGGAUGCCCGCGGCAUUGUGACAGACAUACUCCAGCCGCUGCCCGCUACGGAGAAGUUUGAUUCAGUGUCCAUGUACUACCUCCUCCACUGCCUCCCAGUCCCGGUGGCGGUCAAGUGCCGGGUUUUCUCCCAUCUCAAGAAAGAUAUGACGGCAGACGGGGUGAUCCACGGGGCCAAUGUAUUGGGAUGCGGAGUCCGAAAGGACAAUUGGUUUGCAGCGUUUAUCCGACGCGGGUGUUUGAAACACGGAGUGUUUCAUAAUCGGGAGGAUAAUGCAUAUGAGUUUGAGCGGGCGCUGCGAGAGAAUUUCCACCAGGUGGAGACGUGGGUCGUAGGAUCCAUCUUUAUCUUUCGGGCCGCACGGCCGAUCGACAACUAG